AUGGAGGGCCUGAAGUGCGAGAAGCUGUUUGGUCCGGUCGACUCGGACGAUGUCAACUUGCGCGACGCAUCUGACACGAGUGAUUCAGAGUCUGACGCAGAUGACGAGGACGUGAUGGCGGACAAUGUCUACAGUGUGGAGGGCGUCGACGAUUUGGACGACGUGCCAGUAGGCGAGGACGCCCCCGACACCGGGAUGUUCGACAUGACGGAUGCCGAGCUGCGUGAGAUUGUCAAGUCGGGCUGGAUCAUGUACGAUGAGGAACACAGUGGAGAACUACAAAAGCCUGCAGCCACGGACUACUAUGAUGGACCGUGGGGUCCAACGCGCUCUGCGGUUGCGUACGCUGAAUCGCUACUAGCGAUGUUUUUCUACUUCUUGCCCAAGGCAUUGUGGGUGCGGAUCGCGAACGAGACCAACCAGUAUCGCGAGCAGAAUAUAAGCCGUAUUGCAGCUUCUCGCAGGGCCAAGCUCCUGGCUCGACAGCCCGAAGACCCUCGUGUCAGUGUCCCAAGCCUGGAAGAGAUUGAACAAGGCCUGAACAAGUUCAAGCGCAUUCAGCCUCAUGAAAUUGUGCAC
Phytophthora sojae is the source of this 579-nucleotide messenger RNA. RefSeq lists its product as hypothetical. The record is from RefSeq and is a predicted model, not a curated record. NCBI's taxonomy places the organism in Eukaryota, Oomycota, Peronosporomycetes, Peronosporales, Peronosporaceae. The transcript has 2 exons. The annotation marks the transcript as partial.